AUGGCUUCAAAUCCUGCUAAUAUCGUCGAAAAAGCGCACCCAACCACCGUAUUCCGAUGGGGACCACUAGCUCGCCGGAAAUUUUCAUUCCGGAGGAAGAAGUUGCCGACGGUGCGUUUAGGAGGCGGGAAGAAUAACAACAAUCGCCGGAGAUUCUCCGUCGCGAAGCUUUUCCGGCGAGUAAAAUUGCGGUGGCUGAAGUUGCAGUAUACGUGUUUGCUGAAAAAACUGAGAGAGUAUUAUCGGUCUGCGGUGAAAGAUUUAAUGGAAAAUGGCGGAGCAUUGGAUUCGUUUCAGCAACGUUUACUAUUGGAGACUUCUUUUGCCGUUCCGGUGAUGGGACUUUCCUUCAAUACUUUUCCAAAUCACUAUGGCACUUGA
This is a messenger RNA of Solanum tuberosum (potato), 381 nucleotides long. RefSeq lists its product as uncharacterized. The coding region runs from base 1 to 381 and encodes 126 amino acids. The record is from RefSeq and is a predicted model, not a curated record. NCBI's taxonomy places the organism in Eukaryota, Viridiplantae, Streptophyta, Magnoliopsida, Solanales, Solanaceae. The transcript has a single exon.